Haplochromis burtoni (Burton's mouthbrooder) is the source of this 2054-nucleotide messenger RNA. RefSeq lists its product as uncharacterized. Gene Ontology annotation, cellular component: membrane. NCBI's taxonomy places the organism in Eukaryota, Metazoa, Chordata, Actinopteri, Cichliformes, Cichlidae. Gene Ontology annotation, molecular function: G protein-coupled receptor activity. Bases 52 to 1143 code for a protein of 363 amino acids. Gene Ontology annotation, biological process: G protein-coupled receptor signaling pathway; immune response. The record is from RefSeq and is a predicted model, not a curated record. The transcript has a single exon.
AUCUGUUUUUCUUUUCAUGCAGACACCACAGUCAGCACAUCGACUUGCACCAUGAACAAAACAUACCAGCUGUCUUCUCAAGAGGAAAUGGCCCCUUCAGAGUUUGAUGGUGGGACAGUGGUGGCGUGUGUGAUCCUUGGUUUGUCCUUCCUGGCUGGAGCUCCUGGGAACCUGCUGGUGAUCUGGACCAUCCUGAGACAUGUUGAAAAGCGCUCUCACACAGUGGUGAUUAUUCUACACCUGGCUGUUGCGGACCUGCUUGUCCUCAUCACCCUGCCUCUGUGGAUCUACUCUCUGGCCUACUCCUGGAUAUUUGGGGUGGUAUCUUGCAAAGCCAUGGUGUUCAUGAUCAACACGUGUAUGUACAGCAGCGUUUUCCUCAUCACCCUCAUGAGCGUGGAGCGUUUUGUGGCUGUGCGAUAUCCCUUUGCUUCAGCUCACUGGAAGAGGAAACAAGCUCUAAAUAAAGUACUGCUGGUUCUGUGGAUUGCAGCACUCUUGUUCAGCAUACCUGUCAUCCCAACUCAGAUUGUUGACAAAGAUUCUGGUAAGGAUAGCUGCCUGUACCGUGAAUAUACUUCGGUGACCCAGGAACUGGUGUGUGUCUUGUUAGAGACACUGGUUGGCUACAUAAUACCCUUCUCCAUCCUUGUGGUCUGCUAUGGCUGCCUCUGCAGCCGGAUUACUCGGAUGACUCUCAAAUCCAAACGCAAGUCCACCAUCCUGAUCGCCAGUGUCGUGGUUGCAUUUGGCAUUUGCUGGACACCUCAUCACAUAGGAAAUAUCCUCUCGCUGAUCAUCCUGGGAACUGAAAACUCCUACAAGGAUGUAGCAGAACAUUUGGAAAACGUGAGGACCACUAUGGUUUUUGUCACUGGAGCCAUGGUCUUUAUCAGCAGCACAGUUAACCCCAUCCUCUACAUGUUUGCAGCUCGCUCCUUCAGGAGCUCCCUCCGUGACACGGGCAUCCAGAAGCUCUUCCGCCACAUCUCGAGCACCUCCCCAGGUGAGGGCAACAGGGAGGUGUCCUAUGUGUCCAAGAGACCCAGCAAUCAGACCAGCACCUCUCAUGUGCUAUCUGAGUCAAAAGAUCAAAUAGGUGUGUUGAUGACAAUGUGUGAAAACAAUCCAUCUGGGCAGUGAAAUUGAACAAUGUCUGUUUGGUCUGUGUAGAUACUCCUGUGUACUCAGUAUUCUUUUUCUGAAUAAAAUAAAUGUUGAAACACUGAUGUUUAUUUGUAUGAAAUUGCAACAAAAAAUAACAAGUAUAUCUGUGCUACACUUGCCUAACUUAAUAAAUUACCAAUUUUGCAUGUUUGUAUUGUGAAUAUAUUUAUAGAAAUGCUAUACGUUUUGUACUAAAUGUCCAUAAUGACAUGGGCCAAAUAACCAAUAAAAAAUUCUUUAUGUAAAUAAUGUCUCAGUUUUGUAAAAUACAGUUUGUUUCAAUUACUUUGUUGAUUCCAUCAAAGAGAAAAUUAAUAAAUAAGUUCAAACCGCCUGUAAGUGUGGGAUUAUGAUUAGACAAAGCACAGUGGUUGUUAUUUCCUGUUAUUGCAUCUUUCAUUUAUUUAUUUAUAUGACCACAAGGAGAACUUCAUCAGAAAUCUGUCUGGCUGCUUUAAUAUAAGGAUUUGAACAUUUGUAACCUUUUUGCCUCAUUCUGUAACAUUUCUGAUAAACUUUUUAAUCUGAUAAUAUUUUAUAAAGGUGUUCUUUUUUCAGCCAUGGCAGAUUAAAAUUGACCUAAUAGUCUACUUCAGACAAUAGUCAUGCUUUCAACUUCCUCUCGAUGAGUAGAUUGCCAAAUGAAGACUAACGUGUUUCCUUUGCUAAGCAGCAAAAAAGCGGAAUUGUGCCCUGAUGUUUGUCACAUUUGCACAUGUUGGGAGUGACAGAGUUCAACGUCCAGUUAUUCACAGACAUUUUUAAAGGCGCACAUAUUAACAAAUUAGUCGUGUUAGUUGUAGUAUUUUAUGUUUGUCUGUCCCCACAGCUACACAGCAAUAGUUUUGAUUAAUUUAUUGGCCAGAAGAUGGCAGUGGUUGCUCUGU